Molecule: messenger RNA, 2385 nt
Organism: Sarcophilus harrisii (Tasmanian devil)
Lineage: Eukaryota; Metazoa; Chordata; Mammalia; Dasyuromorphia; Dasyuridae
Gene: GEMIN6
Product: gem nuclear organelle associated protein 6
Exons: 5
Coding region: 586-2310 (574 amino acids)
Biological process (GO): cholesterol homeostasis; regulation of cholesterol metabolic process; regulation of cholesterol efflux
Cellular component (GO): nucleus; SMN complex
Molecular function (GO): protein binding; RNA binding
Source: RefSeq, a predicted model, not a curated record
CCCAACCUUUCUCCUUCCUUCCUCCUUUCCCCCUCCCCCCUCCCCUACCCCUCCCCUCCCCUUCCCCUCCCCUUCCCCCUUCCCCAUCUCCCCCCAAGUUAGGCUCCUCGGGUAGCGGUCAUGUCUCCUGUGCUGCUGGGGCGCCCCACCACGAAGCAGUGAGACGCAGCUCCUGACACUUCCUCCGCCCUCCGCCGUGUCAGGAUCGCGCCGAUGCGGCCCCCGGAGGUCAUCGACCCAUCGAUGAGUCGGGAGCCUGACCCAGGGUGCUUUGAUUAAUAAUACAUCGGUGAAACUAUUCAGAAGUGUGGAAAGUACAGAAAAUGUAGUAAUGAAGAACUGUUCAUAAUUAACCUUUCAUCACUGGAGGCUGAAGUAAAAUAUACACAAGGUGCCGCAGGUUAGGAGAGAAACAAGGAUGGUGAAAGAACUUGAAAUCCUGCCAUAUGAUGAUUGAUUGAAGGAACUGAGAAGACAUAAAGGGGAAUAAGAUAUCUAUGUUAAGGAAAGAAGAAGCAAUUUGUUUUCAACUACAUCAUUGCACUCCAUAUACGUUCUAUAUCUUCUCCAGAGUGGAAAACAAAUAUGGCAUUUCCUAGAAUUGUAAUGGAAAGUGAGGAGGAGGACCAUUUUGAAGAUGCCUUUGAAGAAAUUCCAGUACCAACAUCAAUUGACCUUCCUUCAUCCAUAGAAGAAAGUACAAUAGGAUUGUAUUUAUUUCUAAGUAAUAAAUUCUCAGAAGCUUUGGAUUCACUUCAUCCGUUAUAUAAUAAAAGCAUGUACCAUGCCCUUAUCUAUGGCAUUAUUGUGGUUUUUAGGGCCUUCUUGACUUUAAAUCGACAAGAUAUACAAAUGGCAAACACCACAAUGAAUGAAGUUUUGAAAACUUGUGAAAAGUUCAGGAAAAAAACCUCAAUGAUUAGUUCACUGUCUCGUCUAAUUUAUAAAAAAGGAAUAAGCAUAGUUAAGGAAGAAGAAUUUCAUGCAGAACUCUGCUAUGCUCAAAGUUUAUCCCUGAAAGCAUCUUUGAUACUUUUACAAGAAGAAAAUAUGUUUAGUUUUCUCAAAUCUGGAAUUAAUUUUGGGCUAAGUUAUCAAAUAUAUAGAGAUUGUCAAGAGCUAUUUUUACAUUUACCAAACUACCAAAGCAAAACCCAGAAACAUUUGGCUGGAGGAAUAAAAUUUGGAAUUGGAAUAUUCAAUUUGAUAACAGCACUGGUACCACCUAAGGUUCUUUCACUAUUGCAUUUUGUUGGUUAUCCUGGCAAUUUGGAAUUAGGUCUCACUUCACUCUAUGAAGGUGCAUUAUCUUCCAGUAUUAACAACAUACUAUGUUUGUUAACCUUGUUCCUAUAUUAUAGUUACAUCUCUGUAACUCUUGGCACUGGAAAAGAAAAGAAGCAUAAUUUAGAAGCUCUCCUUUUAAGUUAUCUCAGGAAGUUUCCAAACUGUGUCUUCCUUGUUUUUUGUUAUGGACGCUUAAACAUGCUAAAAGGGAAUUUUGACUAUGCAGAGUUAAAACUUCAACAAUGCAUUUUUUUACAAAAUGAAUGGCAGCAGCUUCAUCACUUCUGCUACUGGGAACUUAUGUGGUGCUACAUUUUCCAACAGGAAUGGCGUUCUGCUUACCACUAUGCAGACCUACUCUGUCAACACAGCAAAUGGUCCAAAGCUUCCUACACAUUCAACAAAGCUGUCAUUUUGACCAUGCUUCCUGCUGAAUUUGUGAACUCAGUAGAUGAAGAUAUAUCAUCUUUGUUUUUAAAAGUAGACAGCCUAAAAAUCAAAAUUUUAGGGCAUUCUCUCCCAGUGGAAAACUUUGCUGCUUUGAAAUCUCAACGCUAUAGUGGCACUACCUCCUGGCAUACAGCACAACCUGUUCUGGAGCUUAUGUAUAUCUGGAGUGGCUUCCGAAUUAUUAGAAAAAGACAAGACCUCCUUUCACUCUGGCUAGUACUGAUUGAAAAAGAAGAGACAGUUUUACCGGAAGAACAAAACAAAGAUUAUCAAAUAGAUGACAAGUGUUUGGUAUAUUUACUAAAAGGUCUAUGCCUAAAAUAUCUAGGCAAAUACUGGCGAGCUGAGCUAUACUUUAACCGUGUUAUUACAAAUGAAAAAACGAUCAAGUUUGAUACCUAUUUGGUACCAUAUGCAUACUAUGAGCUGGGAUUACUUCAGUAUCAACAAGGAAAUAAGAAUACAGCAAUAAGAACCCUAAAGCAUAUUAAAAACUUUAAAGACUUUUCCAUGGAGAGCAGAUUACACUUUAGGGUUCAUUUAGCCCUUCAGCAAAUGACUAAAAAGAAAUGAUUUUAAAAUAAGUGGUGAUUUUAUUCCACGUAAAUGUAAUAUCUAAAAUAAACAAGAUGCCAUUAACAAAAAAAA